This is a messenger RNA of Oikopleura dioica, 531 nucleotides long. The record is from the annotation of a GenBank genome assembly. NCBI's taxonomy places the organism in Eukaryota, Metazoa, Chordata, Appendicularia, Copelata, Oikopleuridae.
AUGCAGAUGCAAAUACAGAUUCCCGGUUAUGGAGGAGGCACCCAAGAAAUCAAGCCUAAUGUUCCAGAGCUCACCGAGCGGCAGAAAUUCGUUCUCAAGCAUGGGAAAAUGGAAGGUCAUUACUUCGGAAACGAUGCUGUUAAGGGGGUCCGCCCCCAUCACGACGCCGAAGACUACAUCGCCCUCCUUACCGCGAUCGCGAAUGGACUGCGUGAAUUCAAUAUCAAAUGCGAUUUCAAGUCAGAUGUGAGCAUGAGCCAUUUGGGUUGGAAGAUCAGGCAGACUUCCGGCAUUCCUGCAAUAAGCGUCCUUAUUGGAAAGCCAGCCAUUGAAUGGGAACUCUUCUUGUCAAAAGAUGAUACUGCGAUUCAUUUCAAGGCAAAAUGCGAUUACAUAGAAGAACCAUCUGGGAAGUCUAUCAAGACUCAGGAUUGGGAAGAAAGCGAGAACGACGAUGACGAAGCAAAAGUGUCUUUCAUAACUGAUGGAGAAGGAAAGAUGGUCCGCUGGAAUGUCACCAUCCUCCCCUAA